UUGCCCUCAAGAAAUGUUAUGUUUAUGUUUAUAACUGUAUGAUUACUUUAAUGUUGUAAUUUUACUUAGUUUGAGCCUAUAGAUCACUAUGGGUUAUUAAUUAUGUUCUUAAGGUUUCAGGUCUUUAAUGUUUCAGCUUCAUAUAUAACCCUCUCUGUUUUCACAGAAUGUUUCUUUCAUUAUGUAAUAUGUAAGAUGAUUGUAUGUAUAAAACAAUAAAUCACAAAAAAAAAUGACUUGCUUUUCUGGACCUUUGUAGAAAAUGGCAGGAAUAAGGCCCAGGAGAUGUAAAAAAAAACCAGAAGAGGAGGCAGUAUAUUAUGCAUCAAUGUGUAAAGACAAUGCUGGAUUUGUAGCAAAAUAUAUCAAUUCAUUCAAAGGUCGGGGAGUGUUCACCACUUCUCACUUUCAUAGAGGAGAUUUUCUCCUUGAAUACCGAGGAGAGGUCAUAAAAAAAGAGGAAUAUGAAAGAAGACUCAAAUUAUAUGACAGUUCACUCGAAGUGUUUUUAUUUGAAUUCCGUUUUAAUGGAAAACAAUUAUGGGUUGAUGCUGCCAAAGAAGAUGGAUCUUUAGGACGUCUUGUGAAUGAUGAUCACGUGAACCCCAACAGCAAAUUGAAAAUUAUCACAGUGGACAAAAAGCCCCAUUUGUGUUUAUUUGCUAGAAAGGACAUUAGUCCUGGGGAAGAAAUCUGUUAUAACUAUGGGGAUUCUGAAUGGCCAUGGAGACACCAGGUAACUUCGGAGACUGAAGAACCUGCCUCAUUCGUCCGUGGAGAUGGGCAUAAAACAUCACAGCCGGUAACUUCUGAGACUGAAGAACCUGCCUCAUUCGUCGGUGGAGAUGGGCGUAAAACAUCACAGCCGGUAACUUCAGAGACUAAAGAACCUGACUCAUUCGUCCGUGGAGAUGGGCGUAAAACAUCACAGCCGGUAACUUCAGAGACUGAAGAACCUGCCUCAUUCGUCGGUGGAGAUGGGCGUAAAACAUCACAGCCGGUAACUUCAGAGACUGAAGAACCUGCCUCAUUCGUCCGUGGAGAUGGGCGUAAAACAUCACAGCCGAUUUGCAAACAUGACAUCAUUCUUUCAACCGUGUCAAGCUUGGAUAAUUGUGCCAGCUGUAGUGGGCCGUAUUCUGCAUUAAAAUGGAUUGGUGUAAAGUGUAAGAUUUGCUCAUGUUUCUGGCAUAAAUCUUGCUACAACAAGAAUGUGAUGCCUUACCUUGACUCAUUUGAACCAAAUUCUGAAGAAGAAUUAUUUAAGGAGGACUCAGAUAAGGACUAUGUUCCCAGUAGUUUUUCAGAGGAUUCGGAGUCGGACAUGGUGUCUUUAGAACUAGAGUGCCCUAAACCACUCUCCAACAUAGACUGCCAAGAAAGCGUCUUAGUAAAAGAUUCCCUACCUGAAGAUGCAGUCUGCACAGCACAACUGAAAAAGUCAUGCAGGAAAGGCGAGCAGGUACCCAACAAAACAGGGAUUGAUAAUAUAGGGUCUGAGGAUACCACAGAAUGUGGGGAAGGUCCAUCAGUACCAUCCUCUGAAAUAUCCACUUCAGGACAUAAGAAUUACUGUUAUAUUUGUGGAAAGCCCCAAUCGAAAUUCACAAGACACCUAAAAAUUCAUGAAAACACAAAUAUGGAUGUUGCUAGGGCUCUGGCCUUGCCGAAGCAUUCCAAGGAACGUAAGAAACUGCUGGACAAACUAAGAAAUAAAGGAAAUUAUGAACAUAAUGCAAGUGUUUUAGCCAGUGGAUCGGGGCAGUUAAAACUCAAACGUAAACCGAAGAAAAAUUACAAUCCAAAUGAUUAUGUGAAUUGCAUGUAUUGCCAUGCAAUGUUCCUACGCAGAGAAUUGUGGAGACAUGUACGGAACUGUCCUUCUAAGUCAGGGGAUCAGGAACAACCAGGAAGAAAUAAGGUACUGGCUUUAGCGACAAUGUCUGAUUCAGUUCUCUGUCAGCAAAUGUCACAGAGUGUUUGGAAACUCCUAACACCAAUGAAAGAUGAUGACAUCUCUGCUGCUGUGCGGAGUGAUUUCACCAUCCUACAGCUGGCACAAUCAUUUUUCAAUAAACAUGGCCAAGAUCCGUCUAAACAUGAUUACAUUCGGCAGAAGCUAAGAGAGGUUGGAAGACUUUUGUUGGUCCUGAGAAAGCAAUUCUCAUUGCAUACGAUUGAGGAUGCUGUUAAGCCUGCAAAUUUUGAGAUGCUUAUACAGGCUGUCAAAAGAGUAUCUGGGUAUGAUGCAGCAAAACACACUUACCAGACUCCAAGCCUUGCUCUUAAGCUUGGUCACUCUUUGAACAAGUUAUGUGACAUCAUACACUGUAGAGCGUUAAUGGCUGAAGAUGAUGCAAGGAUUAAGUCAACUCAGACUUUCAAAAAGUUGGUUAAUUCGAAAUGGUCGGAACUUGUGUCUCAUGGUGCUUUAACCACUUUACAUGAAGGUCAUUUUAAUAAACCAUCCACCCUUCCGUUUACAGAAGAUGUUCAGCGUCUUCAUCAACAUCUCGAAACAGUCGCUGAUUUAGCUACUGACAACUUGAAGAAGACUGCUUCAACAAAAGUCUAUGGAGAACUGUGCAGAUCGACUCUUGCCAAAAUUAUUCUGUUCAAUCGACGACGUGUAGGAGAAGUUGCAAGGAUGCAAUUAAAAUGUUUCCUGGAGAGGGACACAACUCCUCUUCACAAAGAUGUUGCUGUUGGCCUUACAGCAUUUGAGCAGAAACUUUGCUCACAUUUCAGUAGAGUAGAAAUUAGGGGGAAAAGGGGGCGUAAAGUAGCAAUUUUGCUAUCACCAGACAUGGUCGAUGCUUUAACACUUCUGAUAAGCAAAAGACAAGAGUGUGGAGUUCCACAAGACAAUACAUUUCUUUUUGCAAGACCCAGAUGUUUGACUUCAUAUCGAGGUCAAGACAGUCUACGGAUUUACGCAGAAGAGUGUGGUGCCCAGAACCCUGAGCUCCUCCGGUCAACACAGCUGCGCAAGCAUGUAGCAACAUUAUCACAGGUCCUGAACUUAAAAAACCAUGAGUUGGAUCAAGUGGCAGACUUCUUGGGCCAUGAUAUACGUGUCCACAGGGAAUAUUACAGGCUUCCAGAGGCUACAACCCAGCUGGCAAAAAUUUCUAAACUUCUUCUUGCCAUGGAAAAAGGUUCUCUUACAAGUCUUCAAGGCAAAUCACUUGAAGAAAUUGACAUUGAAGAAACCCUAGACUUAACUGAUUCAAGUGAUGACAGUGAUGCUGAGGAGGCAGAUCAGCAAACACAAAGUGAAAUUGAUGAUGACCCUGCCUUAGAAAGCACAGCUGCAGCUGUUUACCAAAAAAGUAAAAAGAAGAAGAAGUCCAGCGAUAGGGAAGAGCAUGAACAAGCUGCACUAAAGCGAGUUAGGCGACCUGUCGAGGAUCUUCCAGGCACCUCAGAUGAUGAUGACCCUGCCUUAGAAAGCACAGCUGCAGCUGUUUACCAAAAAAGUAAAAAGAAGAAGAAGUCCAGCAAUAGGAAAGAGCAUGAACAAGCUGCACUAAAGCGAUUUAGGGGACCUGUCGAGGAUCUUCCAGGCACCUCAGAUGAUGAUGACCCUGCCUUGGAAAACACAGCUGCAGAUGAUGACCCUGCCUUGGAAAGCACAUCUGCAGCUGUUUACCAAAAAAGUAAAAAGAAGUCCAGCAAUAGGAAAGAGCAUGAACAAGCUGCACUAAAGCGAGUUAGGCGACCUGUCGAGGAUCUUCCAGGCACCUCAGAUGAUGAUGACCCUGCCUUAGAAAGCACAGCUGCAGCUUUUUACCAAAAAAGUAAAAAGAAGAAGUCGUCCAGCAGUAGGGAAGAGAAUGAACAAGCUGUCGUUCCUGUAAAUCCUGCUGAAAAGAAGAAUGCCAGAAGGAAACAAAAACAGCAAUGGUCUCCAACUGAAAUCACAGCAGUAAUGAGACACUUUAAAAAACAUAUUACACAGGGAAAACUUGCUACUAAAAUUGAUUGUCAGCAGUGCAAGAAUGCUGAGCAUCCUGCAUUGGCUAAUCGGUCUUUACAAAAUAUUAGAGACUUCGUAAGAAAUAGGGGUCUGACAGAGAAGAGAAAGAGACAGGCACAAAACAUUUAGUGUUCUGAUGGUGGUAAUUUUGGUUUUAUAUGUAUGAGCAAGGUUAUACAUUGUUAAUUUUAAAGUUCAUUGCUUUGUUAAUUUUAGGUUCAUCAAAGGUAAAUGGUACCUCAAGGCAUUUUUGGUUAUUUUUUAUUUUUUUAUUUGAAAAAGUAAAGUACACAUUAAACUUUGCUACUUGUUACCAUACUUGGUGUACUGUUAUAUGUUCUUGCAUUUUAUAUAUAUAUGUAGGAAAACAAACUAUGAUUUGAAAUAAGUUUUGCCCAUUUAAAAUCAAAAUAUUUUGAUGUAUUAUUAUUUUAAUAAAUGUCAUUAAUUUGCACCAGUCACAGUGACUUGCAGUCCCUGGAUAAGGCUUGUGUUUGCAGUUACAACAGACCUGAGAAUGUUGUUUUCACUUUGUUAA
Messenger RNA from Paramisgurnus dabryanus, 4517 nucleotides. NCBI's taxonomy places the organism in Eukaryota, Metazoa, Chordata, Actinopteri, Cypriniformes, Cobitidae. The record is from RefSeq and is a predicted model, not a curated record.